This is a messenger RNA of Anopheles funestus (African malaria mosquito), 7631 nucleotides long. RefSeq lists its product as uncharacterized. Bases 5261 to 6448 code for a protein of 395 amino acids. The record is from RefSeq and is a predicted model, not a curated record. The transcript is spliced from 3 exons. NCBI's taxonomy places the organism in Eukaryota, Metazoa, Arthropoda, Insecta, Diptera, Culicidae.
GUCUGUUUUAACUACAGCUGCAUUCUUAGCUGCAAUGAAACGAUUUGUUGCGCGCCGAGGUUUAGUUAGCGAACUCCAUUCCGAUAAUGGAACAAACUUUCAGGGUGCGGCACAUGAGCUAAACAAUAUAUACAAACUAUUACAUUCCAAUGAGCAUCAAUAAGCGAUAAAUUCUUGGGUUAGUGAGAACGAGAUUAAAUGGAAGUUUAUACCACAACGAGCUAUAUCAUUUUGAUGGACUCUGGGCAUCUGCGGUCCGUUCGUUCAAGCAUCAUUUAGUCAGGGUCAUGGGAGAGUCAUCCAUGACAUUCGAAGAUCUCACAACGUUAUAAGCAGAAAUCGAAGCAUGCCUUAAUUCACGACCAUUAACUCAAAUAACAGACGAUCCGGCAUCAUAUGAAGUACUUACGCCAGGGCAUUCCUUAACAGGCUCUCAUUUACGAACUGUACCUGAGAUGUAUAUGAUAGACAUCCUACAGAAUCGUUUAACUCAGUGGCACGUUGUUCAUAAAAAAUGCGACAUUUUUGGAAACGGUGGAAUGUAGAUUAUUUGAAUGUAGAGGACAACAACUGCAGACAAAAUGAAAAAAGAAAGGUUUAAAUAUUUUGCCAGGCGUGUUGUUAGUAAUCAUUAAUGAAGACAAUGUUAGUCCUUCUCGUUGACCUAUGAGGUGUAUUGUUAAAACUCAUCCUGGUAAGGACGGAGUUGUAUGAGUAGCCACAUAGCGCACUGCCACUCAGCAAGAAAUAGCAAGGCCAAUUGCUAAAAUAUGUUUACUUCCAUGCAUUAUUGCAUUAUUGCGGGAUAGAAUAGAUUUGAACUCACUUGAAUUUUCCUUUAUACUUGAAUUUAUAGAAUAAGUUGAACUCAACUGGAUGUGCAUGAAAUUACUGAAUUAGUUAAUUAGCUUAUUAAAAUACAACCGAUUGCAUUUAGCUGGCCGGAAUGAUGAAUUCUAGUGCAUAAAUUAUUAUAAUGAACUAUUAGCUAACUAAGGAUGAACUCGAGCUGGAAGCCUUCGAAGUUGCAUGUAUUCGUCUCCAAGAGAAUCCGAACCAGUCCGCUAUCCCUUUUGCGCUCAACAAGGACCGUCCGGGGAGACCAUCCACCUCGACCGACGACGCCCACGUCGUCCAAAUCAAGGGUUUUUGAUGGUCAACAAUCGUCGGUUGACGAUACGAGACCUUUCGGAAAGUGUUGGGAUUUCCAAAACCUCGGUCAACACCAUCCUGAAAGACGUUUUGGGGUUGAAGCGGGUGAGGUCUAGCCUGGUGUCGAGAUACCGGAACCUGCUUGUCGCACAACGCAACCGGAUGUUUUAGCUUUUACAAUUUUCUUUAUUUCCGAGCUCCGAGCCGGACAAAUCCGGCGCCCUCUGCCGGACGGUAUUUCAACUUCCCCGCUCCCUUUUUAGGUCCUACCUCGAUCGCGUCGAAGUCUGCAAAACGAUGAUAACAGACUAUCCUAGAAAGCUGAAAUCGAUUACAACUGGCGACGAAACGUGGAUUUACGCAUACGACCCGGAAACAACAGACCACACCAGCGAGUACCGGUCCUAUUUAAUUACCUGGGGGUGAUUCACAAGGAAUUUCUUCCGAAAGGCCAAACGGUGAAACUAUCUAAGCGUAAUGCAGCAGUUGCGGACCUCCAUACGGCGAAAGCGGCCGGAUUUGUGGAAAAACAACAGCUGGUUUCUGCACCACGAUAAUGCAGCAGCAUACGGCCAUCAUUUUGAGGAAGUUUUCGCAAUAACUGCCACCCAUAUUGUUCCGCAACCGCCGUAUUCACCAGAUUUGGCGCCAGCCGACUUCUGGCUGUUCAACAAGCUAAAACGGAAGCUUCGGAGACACCGUUUUGACCCUAUCGAGGAGUGGGAGAAGAGGUGGAAGAGGUGCAUUGCAUCGGAAGGGAUUAUUUCGAAGGUCAUUUGGCCUAAUAAAAAAUGAAUGAAGAAUAAAAAAUGAAUGAUCCAUCGCUAGCGCGGCGUGUUAUUGUCGCACGUCGACGCAUUAUAUAAUUUUAAUAAAAUGCCUUUUUACUUCACUCCAAAUUGUGUUAUGUCCUUUUAUGUGUUAGAGAAAGUGAUUCGGCCAAAGGAGUAGCGUUGCUCACUGGAGGAGGCAAUAGGAGCAGGAAUAUUGCCUUUGAACUUUACAAUUUGGUGGCUUCAGAGAGGAGUGAGCAAGCCCUCCACCUUUUUAUUGCCUUCGGCGAUCACUCAGCGAGGUUCCGGCAAACCUGCCGAGGCGAUCUCAGGGAAGGAAGUUUCGGCGAACCUGCCGAGACGAUCCGAGGGAAAGAAGUUCCGGCGAACCUGCCGAGGUGAUCUGAGGGAAGGAAUUUCCGACAAAUCUGCCGAGGUGAUCCGAAAGAGGUUCCGGAAAACCUGCCGAGGCAAUCUGAUGGAAGGAAGUUCCGGCAUACCUGCCGAGGCGAUCUGAGCGAAGGAAGUUCCGGCAACAGGCUGAAGUAACCCGAAGUUCCGGCCAACCGGCUGAGGUAACCCGAAGUUCCGGCCAACCGGCUGAGGUAACCCGAAGUUCCGGCCAACCGGCCAAGGUAACCAGAAGUUCUGUCCAACCGGCCGAGGUAACCCGAAGUUUCGGUGUGUCAGUGAAGUGUUUCAGCGCGUGUUAGUUUCAUGUGUAGUAAGAAGUAAAGUAACAGUAAGUGUGCGACAGAAACAAUAACAGUGCGUGAAACAAAUGAGUGAUGUGCGAUUGAAGUUAAGAGGUUGCAAGCGGUCUACGGGUUUACGAGGUUAAUAAAAAAAAAACAUUUUCUUAUUAUACGACUGAAAGAUUAGGAUAGGAAAUCAUUGUGAAGGAAUCACUACGCAUUUGUUUUUUUAUUGUUUUACAAUUUUUAAACGUUGAUUGCCCGAAGACUGUGGUCAAGUUUUAAUUGAAUUUUACCCUAGAUCAACCUUAAUCCAAACAAUCAUGUCCAUUCAGAAACGCACGACUAGGGAAGGUGAUCAAUUAUGGGCCUCAAACAACAACUUGAGGAUUCCUCGCAACAACAGCUGGAGACAGAAAAAGGCAUGAAGGACGUACAAAGGGGGCUACCGAAAACGUUGCUAAACUAACGGCCGAACUAGUAGAAGUUAGAUAAUUGUUGAAUGAAUGUAGGAGGCUAGAGAGUGUGCCUAAACCAGAAGCCGUUGAGAGGCUGUCUGAUCCAACAAAUUCGGAUUUAAAUGAAAUACUGCGUUUCGUCUCGCAAAUCUUGAAAGACGGGCCAAGAAAACCGCUUGUUGGGUUACCGGAGUUCAAUGGCAAAUAUCAGGACUGGGCCAAAUUUAAAACAGCAUAUGAUCAAACCAGUCAAAAUGAGAGCCUUACUCCAAUUGCGAAUCUCAUAAGACAGCGCAGUUUAAAGGGAGAUGCUGCGCAGUGUGUUAAUCGCCUAUUAACCGACCCACAAACUCUAUGCAAAAUCAUGGAACGGCUAAAAAACUAAUACGGAAGCCCUAACCUAAUCUACGCCAGAUUUUUGAAUGAUCUACUAUCGGUGCCUAACCCGACGCUCGAUGAACCUAAAACAGUAAUCAAUUGUAUGAGACUGAGACUACAACUAUGACAGUAAAUUUUUUUUGAUGAUCAGCGAUUGCUAAACGAUUUAGUCAAAAAGCUUCCCGCCGGUAUGAAGCACAAAUGGUAUAAUCUCGUGUUAAAGGAAGAAGCUGAGGGAGGAAACAUUACCAAAAAUUUGGAAGAUUUAGCAAAUGGGUUUCGACCACAGGAACGAAUGGCAAUAAAGUUGUCAGUUGAUAUAAAUAAUGAUCACACCGAAACAGAAGGCACGCGUUCUAGCAAUCUUUCUACCCAGCGGUCAAGCUUUCAUGCGUUUCACCUCGUUUCAUCCUCUUCCAACCCUCGUUGGCCUAUACUUUUGCGUGUCAACACAAGCUAUCUCUGUUUUUUCGUUCGUCAACCAUGUUCUUGUCUCGCGCUUUUCACACUUCGCCGAAGUUCGACGUGCUCCGUGUUGUGUAUUUACACACUGAGCUCAUGGAAUAUUUUUGUGUGUGGAGAAAACCAUUUUGUCAUAUUUUGUGUUGCUUUCGAAGUGCAAGGUUUGGUUAGUUUAUUGCAUAGAACAGGGAGAUAAAAUGGAUAUAGAAGGAUAAAAAUGGCUUCGAAUCGAAAGAGCACGCGUUUUUCAAGUGACUGGAUAGUUUAGUUAGGGAUGUGGUGAUCAAAAAAUACUUGGAAAUAGGGAAGAUGCUUGACCAGCGUGCCUCCGGAACAAAGUGGUGCUGAACCUGUUUCAUGGCUGCUGAGAUUAAGCGGCUUCUUAGUGGCUUCUUAAUGUCCUUAAGAAGACAUUAAGAAGCCCGCUUAACGAAGAUUUUGCUCGCGGGGAGAGCACCACAAAGACCUUCGUACCCCAUUGGAAGAUUUGAAGAAUAUACACACUUAAAAAUAUUUCACGACUUCGGUUAAAUACACUGCCGAAAUUCAUCGGCCCUUUUAUGUUUUGCGGAUAUGUCAGUUGAAAAUUUGCCAUUGCCGAAAAUCAGUACAAUUAACAACUGAAAUAUGAGUUAAAUAUACAUUUCAACCGAAACUCGGCAACACUGCAUGCCGAGCACAUACGUUAACACAACUGUCACCGAGCUCAACUGUCAAAAUAACCGAGGUAUCGACUUUAACCAAAGUGGGUAUAGAUAUCAGGUGGGCUUAUCCCUAACGAUUUGACAGCUGCGCAGUAGAAAAAUGAAUUAAAAUUUGAAGUUUAUGGGUUCGAUCUUUUGUCAAUGUACGUGUGUGAAUCCUUUGGAACGUGCUAUCUGUGUGAGUGAAAAUAUACGUAUCACAAUCGAACCCACAAACUUCUAAUUGGUUUUCAGCAUGUCUACCGCGUCAAACCUAUGAGCCCACCUAGUCUCUUUACCCACUUUGGGCUUUAACCAUCGUGUUAGCCGAGACUCCGUUUGCUGUCAUGGCCAUUUUGUGUUAUUAGUGAAACGAACAGGUUUUGGAGUGAUUCUGUGUAACAAGUGAAAAUUUCCUAAAAUAAUUUCCAAAAUGGAUGAUCUUUUAAACGUGCUGCAGCAGGAGGGUGUAAGAAUCUACGACAUUUUUAGUAAGUUUGUUUAAAUGACAAUUUUUUCCAUUUAAGUUUACGGUACCAGCUCUAAUAUGCUUCUUCUGCCGGGAAAAAGUAUUUGGCUAUGUCGAAGAGCUACAGCUGCAUACAAAUGCACAUAUCCGGCAAAAGCACUUUGAUCCGGAUAAAGUGUAUUAUGAUUGUAUGAUGCCAAAAUGCCGAUCGACAUACAAUCAUUUUAAAUCAUUAAAACGGCACAUAAUGAAGCAACACCCAAUUGCGCUGAAAACACACGGUGCCAACAGAACUGUCGGAGAAACUCUCGAUAAGAUCGCGGACGAUUCCGUUACACAAAAAUCGAACCUUAUGGAAAUGGAAACUAAUUUUGUCAUCAAUUGCAUGCCGAUAAUUGAAGAACAGGAUGCAUUUUUAGAAGAAAAAAUCACUUUGGAUCAAAUAAAAAAAACCGUUGCUCUAGGGUUAUGCAGAUUGACGGCAGAUGUGUCACUACCUCAAACCAAAGUUUCGCAAAUGAUAAAACUUUGUCAACAUCUAGUUCAAAUGCUUGGUGAUUACUUUGAAGAAAAAACAAGGAUAUUUUUGAAGGACCGUAAAAUUGAUUUGGCAGCUCCUGAAAGUAUAAGCUUUUUAAAUAAGUUCCACGUAGAAUAUAUAUUUUCGGAGGUUUCAACGCUUUCAAAACAAACCAAGUUUUUGAACAAUUUUGCGAUUAGUAUGCCAACCCCAGUUGAAAAAGUGCUUCAAAAUCGAGAAGAUAUUCGCCAUGUUGCAGGUAUCACAACAAAAGUGACGGUUAACGAAACCUUCAUGUAUAUACCGAUCACUGAGACAUUGAAGCUGAUUUUGAGAAAUCCCCAGAACAGGGAACUAAUGAAGGAUAAUUUGCCGCCAAACGCAACCGUCAAAGAAUACUCAAAUUUUCGAUCUAGAGAAACAUACCAAAAUAGUGAAUAUUUUGAAAAAUUCCCCGACGCCAUACGACUCAACUUGUAUCAAGACGAUGUGGAACUCGGGAACGCACUGAGCUCUAGGGCAGGCAUAAACAAAGUAUCAGUCUUCGAUUUGAAAAUAGAAAAUUUUCCAUGCAAGUGGAAUAGUUCUCCAAAAACAAUUUUUCCGCUAAUCUACUGUACCUCUAUUGACACCAAAAAGCAUGGUUUCAACAAGAUACUGGAACCUCUUAUUCAUGACCUCAAAAAACUGGAACAUGGAGUAGAUGUUUUCUAUGGAAAAGAAAAAUAUACCCUACGAGCUGUAGUAUCGAUAUUCUGCGGUGAUACUCUGGCUGUACAUGAGGUUUUCGAACUAUUGGGGCCCAUGGUAAAGUUCUUCUGCACAUGUUGCACUAUGCCAAGACCAGCGUUUUCAUGAGAAUCCGUUCCAACAUGUUCCUACGCGUACGAAAGAGUGGUAUGAUCACAACUUAAAUAAGGUCAAUUCCGGAGAAAUCAAGCCUUCAGAUUGCGGAUUGAAACGUGGUAAUUGUAUAUUGAAUGAUCUGCAAUACUAUAACAUUACACAAAAUUUUGCUUUGGACACGAUGCAUGACAUAGCAGAAGGAUUAGUGCCAACAACUAUUUAGCUAGUAUUAGGCCACUAUCAUAAAAAUAAGUCGUUGGGUUUCAAUGCAUCAUUCAUCAAUGAUCGCAUACAUUUAUUUGCCUAUGAAUACAUCGACAGAAAGAAUAGACCAUGUGCGAACUUUACUUAUGGAAUGCUAUCUAAACCCAGUACUCACAAACUCAAACAGACUGCAUCACAAAACCUGCUACUGCUCCGUUUAUUCUCAUUUUUGUUUAUCGACAAGGUCCCCGCAGAUUGCAAAUAUAUGCGUAUGAUCGGUCAUUUGCCAUAGCCCGUAUUUUGAUGUCCACAAUUAUACCUGAUCAUAUGUUAGUUACUUUAGAGGAACUCAUUCGUCUGUAUAACUGUUUAGUGUUCGAGCAAAAGAACAAGCCAAACAAAAACCAAUCUUCAACUUGCCGGAAUUUCAAAAAUAUAUGUAAAAGCUUAGCACAACGACAAUGUUUUACAAUGGCCAUAGAUCUACUGGAUAAUCCAUUUACUGAUAGUAUUACAUAUUAUGGAAGAAACUUAAUUAAGCGAGAACAUUGUUGCAGUGCUCGCUACAUAGAUUUGUGUGUUCCAUAUGUUUUUGUUCCCAACAAAGUAACGAUAAAUUGGAUCGACUUCAAGAAAAACUUGCUAGUGGAAAAACCACGAUGAUGAAUAUUAUCCGUCGUAUGCCAUUAUCGUGGAGAUAGUGGUUAUAAAUACUGCAAUCUUUCUGCUACUUAAGUUAUGCAAAACCAAUGAAUAUGAUGAUUUCCUAGAAGCGUAUGAAGUUGCAGUAGAACGAUGCGAAAAAUUUGUUUCGUUUGAACAAAUACAUUCACAUAUCACUUUCGCUUCAUACUGUUUUGGACAAUGGACGUAGAAAUGUAUCCCAACAAAGAUGAACAAGAAACGCAGAAGCAUGAAGGACCAACGAGAAGCUUUAGUCCUACUCUUAACACAUGCAAUCUUGACACGGUGAGUAUUAUCAGUUACGGUU